Messenger RNA from Bactrocera oleae (olive fruit fly), 5142 nucleotides. RefSeq names its product ankyrin repeat and LEM domain-containing protein 2 (gene Ankle2). The record is from RefSeq and is a predicted model, not a curated record. Gene Ontology annotation, cellular component: endoplasmic reticulum. Gene Ontology annotation, molecular function: protein phosphatase 2A binding. Gene Ontology annotation, biological process: negative regulation of phosphorylation. NCBI's taxonomy places the organism in Eukaryota, Metazoa, Arthropoda, Insecta, Diptera, Tephritidae.
CUGAGGAUUAACUUUUUUAGUAUCAAAUUUUUAGUACUUCUUAAUUAUCUAUACAUAUAUAAGAUGCCCUUAUUUGUAAUUUAUCUUUGUAAUAUUGUCGAUGUUAGACAUUGUGAGCAAAGAUUAUUUAUUAAAAGCAGACAAAGAGCUUCUUUUUAAUCGCUAUUCAUUUGAGUAAGUUGUGUGUUGUAUUUGCUGUUCAAAACGGGUGUGCUCAAUAACAUCGACAUCACGAUGACGUGAUGAUUCGCGGUGUGAUGACGAAGAGGCGUGUCAUUUCAAUUAAAAUAAAGUGUAAAUAAGUCAUAAAAUAUUUUAGAAACUGUGUUACAGUUGUAAACAUUGUAAACACGUUCGUUUCUAUUUACAUAAUUUAAGGCUAUUGUUUGCAUUUGUAAAAAAGCUUCUUUAUUUCUCAUUUGUACAAAUGUUUAAAUCUAAUUUGUAAUAACAAUAGAACGAAUUAAUAUAGUAUAUAAUAUAAUAUAGAAUAUAAAACGUGCUCAAAUACACUAAAUUUUUGCAUGUAAAAUCCUCGAAGGUCUAACAAACCUACAUUAAUAAGUUUAAAAAUGCUCAUUGUGUUUGUAGGGUGUAUGUAGUGUUGAAAGUCAUUUUCUACAAUAUUGUAGCAUAAUUAUUUACAACCAAACGAAAAUUGCCCUCUAGAUUUAGUACGCAUGUUCCUAAAAACUAAAAUUACACCUUACCGAAAGCUUCUCUUACAUACUGACGUAUCGAGUAUUCAAUGACGAGGCUUUAGACUCUGUCUUCAAUCAUAUGUUUGUUUUCAAUGUUUUGUUUUGAUUUAGGUUUUUAUUUAUCAUAUCGCAUUAUUGUUUCGCACCUGUUUUCUUUGCUCGAUUUUGCCACAAUUCACUCGCACUUUUUAAUGACCGCCGUUGCGACACACUCUGUUUGCUAAAUUAAACGCGCUCGCGUCCACAGCGAAUUUUUGAAAAUUUGCCAACAAUUUGUGAUGUGCUGAAAUUCCGCAUGUGUAUUGUAACAAGAGCGAGGCGCUGGAUGUGCUGAAGCUGCACAAGGAGGCUCGUUUACGUGAAUUCAAUAAUGAAAGUGAUGCGAAAAAAUUUGCCAACACUGGACAUGAAGUGGUGGCGCCACCGCGUCAUGCCGACAGCAAAUCAUCCAUUGCAAUGGAAAAGGCGGCAUUUCGUGGACCCACUAAACAGGAACUGAUUGAAUUUCGCAAAAUAAUCGAGUCCGGCGAUUAUGAACGGGUAAAAACCAUGAUUUGGGAUAAUCCCCGUUAUUUGGUGAGCGCUGGUGACACACCCACCACACUAAAGGAGGGAUAUCGAUAUAAUGCUAUGCACAUUUGUGCAAUAUCCGUCAAACCGCGCAUUGCUGAGUUGAUUUUGAAAACAGUAAGCGAUACAAAAUUUGUGGAUUUGCUUACGGGAAAGAAAAACGACGUAAAAAUGUGCAAGGAAUUGUGUGUGAAUUUAUUGGAUUACUAUUUGAAUAUCCCAGAAAAGGGUCGUAGCGAGACACCGUUACAUUUCGCAGCGAAGACCGGUGCUUUUGAAAUGGUGGAGCUGUUAACUACUUUCCCGGAAUGCAAAAUGGCACCUAAUUCGGAGGGCUUGUAUCCCAAAGAUAUAAUAUGUUCAAGAGUUCCAAAUGCUACGCCAGAAUUAAAAAAGAAGAUCGAAGCACUGCUCGACGAGCGUUUUUACGUGCCCGUUAUACGCUCCGUGGACAAUGCUGUGCCGCCGAAAAUUGGUCAACCGUUUUCUGCCAGCAAUCCACCGAAUCUCAACUGUGAUCCACUGAGCCCUGAGGUUAAAAUAGAAGCUUUAGCCGGUCCAAUGAAUAAGGAGCAGGCCAAUCAAUUCUGCCGUCGGUGGAAAACGCCACCACGCCUGGGUAGCAAUGCUGCAUUGUCGCCGGUUACUUAUAAUUUGUUUAUUUCUCCCGUUAAAGCGCGCUGUGUUAAUGGUACACCAUGUAAGGCAUCACUCGCUAACAUCAGUAACGGCAGUCCUACUCUCGGCACACCACUCGCAAAAGCCAAUCGCCGCGCACUGUUCAAUUCUACGCCACGUCGUGCCAGUUGUGAGGCAGUUAACGAAAAUGGCGUUGCUAAUGACACUUCUUCGUUAGUUGAUAAACAGAAUGGUAAUCAUAAGAAUCAUGAGGAAAGUGUCGAAACAAAAAAUACUACCACGAAUUCCACAACAACAAUCGAACAAGAAAAAAACAAUAAUAGCCGUGAACAAUUAACCUCGCAGAGCACGGACAUAAAUAUUUUAAAGAAUUUAACAUCGCAAAAUACACCAGUGUUACAAAUGAAACGUGAACUAUUCUUCACCUAUCGCGAUCCCAAUCCUAAUACACCAGUCGAACGCAAAGCGCCCGAAUUUAUCGAACCCGCUAAUACCACUUUGCUCGACGAGCUGGAUAUUAGCGCCAUUAGCGAAAAUAAUGAAAACCAGCCGUUGGAGCAGCCGCAGCAGCAAGCAAUCAAAUUAAAAGGCAGCAUGCUGAAGACGGCGCUAUGCCGCAAGAUGCCAUUAAUCAAGGAUAAUUUCAACACUUAUCGUGAUUAUAGUACAGCUUCCUCACCAGACUCGGACUGUUGUAAUGAUUCGUUGCGUAGUUUGUUGUUGAUUGAGCCUGAACAUUAUGACAGUCCGGGCUUCAAAGAGCGCCAUAUCAAAAUCACAGAUACCGAAAAGGGUUUGGAAUUAAUCGGACGCGAAUUGGCAAAGGAACAGAAUGUCGAAUGGCGCGAAUAUUGGGACUUCUUGAAUUCCUUCAUCAACAUCGCUUCUGAGGAUGGUUUGAACAAACUCGAAAACUACUUCGGCCAACGCCUCAAGGAUGAGGAAAUGACAAAGAAAACGGCACAGGCCAUGGCGAAAUCGGCUGUAAUUUUAGACAGCGUUUGCAAUGCACUGGAUAAGUUGCAUUUUCCAGAAAAUGGCAGUUUACAUGAUUUUCGUAAUGGUUUCAAUAAUGAUCGGGCGCGCUACGCCAACAUGACUGGCACCGGUGAGAUAUCCACAACGGCGCCACAGUCCACAACCCCCUACACAUGUGUUGAGAAAUCCGUGCAAGUGUUCGCCAAACGCAUGACCAAGACCAUUAUACAUAACAUGGAUAACAUGGUGUCCAUCAAUGACACACUUCUGUCUGAAUUGAAAAGACUGAAAUCGUUAAUAUGUAGUUUUAAGGAGGAUACGCGAUUCCUAAAUGUUAAUUUCUCCAAAGUACAUUCGAGAAUUGGCAAUUUAAUUUCAAUUUAUUUGGCAAACUCACAAGAGGUCACGCCGGCAAUGAAAAUAAAACUUCGGGGUAUUAUCAAAAACAUGCUUGCGCCCGGUGAACGGCGUGAACACAUCGAAUGCGUUUGCUGGCGAAUACUUAACAUGUUGGAGUCGCCAACUGCUCAAAUACUGCCCGAACAACUUAAAACCGAGGAGAUGUGUUCGCACGAGUGGGAGAAGGAGCGUGAAUGCGAGUGCCAAUGGGAGACUAAUCUCAGUCGCAAAACGAGCCGAAGAAAUCGCAUGGAGGCGCGUUAUCGCAGUCAUCAGCAGGCUAGGCAGCAUCAUCAACAACAACAACAGCAGCAGCAACAACAACAACAAGAUACACAGAAAUCGCAACAAACUAAUGCAGAUAAUGGCAUUGAAUGGCGUGAUCCUUUGCCAUGCACUGACACAGAGACCGUCACACUAAAUGCAAAGAAUGCCAAAGAACAGUGGCGCGAUCCCGUCGAUUACAAUGAAGGCGGCGAGCGGUGGCGCGAUGUUAAUAUACGCGAUGAGUCGCCAGACAACGAUGUGUUUUGGUCCGAUUUUGGUGACACUGAUUCCGACAAUGAAGAAGAGGUGUGGGCUACACCACCGGAAAGUCCAUCACACUGGAGUCUAUUGGAUGAACCCGUGGUGGAGACAUUCAAAAUAUUUAUAUAUGGAAAUGAACCGACGAAACGGGAUGUCGACGUACUGAAUGCCAUCAUGCAUAUCGAUAUCGAUACCACAAAAUACGCCAAUAUACACUCGUGGAAAACGGCUAUGCUACGUUUUCCGAAAGAAGAAAUGGAUGCUUUUCCAUCGCUAUCCAUUGUAAAGAAGUCGCACUCGUUUACGUCAACGCGUACACCGACCCGUAAGGAAUUUCCGCUUACGCCGUUUGCCCAACGGCAUGCCAUUUCGAAAAGUGUUACCAGCACACCACUCACAGCCAAGUUAACAGGAAGAUCGGCAUUUCCAGCACAACCACUGCAUGCAACAGCAACAACAACAAUAAUCAAUCAACAGCGUGCACUGCCAACAACAGCGAAGCGGUUCUUUGCGCGUCAAACGCUCGCCAACCUCCUGGCGCCAUUCCACGCCAACAACACACACUAACAACUGCUGUUAAAGACGACGUUUGGAGUGUGCAGCUUGCGCGUGUUUUCCAUUGAGACUUACAAAACUCAUAUUAAUUACGAUUUACACUCGCGCAGUGAGUGCGUUCGUUUUGGCUAACCACUCUAAUAUUUGUACAUUUAUAUUAUAGUUUUGGCUGUUUCUUAAUUUAUUUGAUUUCGAAUUUACUAAUUGCAGCAUCUUAAUGCGCAUUUUGAAAGCAUAGAGCUGCAUUUCUUGUUGGCUUAUUUUAUUAAUAUUAAUUUUGUACGUUUUUUUUUUUAUUGGAAUGUUCUUUUGCAGUUACGAAAACAAAAAAUGUUGUCUUUGAAUUUUAUAAACGAAAUGUUCUCCAUAAUUACAUAAUUAUUAUAUAAUUAUAAUUACUAUGCUAUAUUUUAUUCAAACCGUGUUACCACAUGAUUUUAUAGUAUUACACUGAUUAAAUAUUUAGCUGCCCAUUUUUACUUGUCUUUGAGAAACUUAAUGAACGUUACGCAGUUAAAGGCUGAUUUUUUAACUUAUAUACUAUACAUAUAUGAAUACAUUAAUAUUAUAUAAUUGAAUUAAAUGCAGUGUCAACUAAUGGCUAAUCAAAUAUUGUUGAGUAAACUAUUUUGUCCUUUAAUUGCAAUUCCGUCUAUAUGUCUGUGUGUGUGCAAGAAUCGCAUGUUGGGCCGAAUAACAAUUAUUUGAAGAAUUAAAAUACUUAAAAAAUGUAUUUCUGCAUACAAAGUUAUGUGUUUUGUAAUAAUCAAAA